Messenger RNA from Beta vulgaris subsp. vulgaris (sugar beet), 1368 nucleotides. RefSeq lists its product as uncharacterized. The record is from RefSeq and is a predicted model, not a curated record. The transcript has a single exon. Lineage: Eukaryota; Viridiplantae; Streptophyta; Magnoliopsida; Caryophyllales; Amaranthaceae. Bases 1 to 1368 code for a protein of 455 amino acids. Gene Ontology annotation, molecular function: nucleic acid binding; RNA-DNA hybrid ribonuclease activity.
AUGUCACUAGGUAGACGGGGCCUUCUGCAGGCAAAUCAAAUUUUGAAAAUGUUCUGCAUCUGGAAAGUGGGUGAUGGUACGUCAAUUAGAGCGGUUUCUCAACCAUGGGUUCAUGGUCAAAUCCCAAAAUUCCGGGAUAAUGUUAAUCUUGGGACAGCAACUACCACACGUGUAGCAGAUCUUAUACUACCAAAUAAUCAGGGUUGGAAUACACGAAUGAUACAUCGGUUCUUCAUCCCUCAUGAUGCACGGAUGAUUCAGAGCAUGGAAUUACCUUACAGGCCUACUGAGAAGGACCGAUUCUACUGGCCGUUGACCCGGUCAGGUAAUUAUUCCACCAAGUCAGGUUACGGCUUACUAUUACGCCACCAGCAAAAUGAAACAUACAACAUGACAACCCCUAUAGGUUCGAAGUUCUUUCGACAACUUUGGGGUUUGAACAUCAUGCCUAAAUGGAAAUUGUUUGUAUGGAAGAUAUGGCACAAUUGUCUUGCCACAUCUUCUAACCUCCUGAAAAGAAAUAUUACGACUACUUCCCAUUGCGCAACAUGUCUUGAUGAUUAUGAAGAUGAUCAACAUAUUUUUCGGUUCUGCCCUCUGGCUAUUGAAGCUUGGGUGGCAUCGGAUCUUCAAAUUAACCCUUCUGGUCCGGCAGACAUAUCAAUGGCAGAUUGGCUAGAAUUAUGGAUGGAUAAAUUCCUCAAGGAAGAUGGCUUCGGAGGUUUGCGCCUACCACAGUUCAUUGGCACUCUUUGGGCCAUAUGGAAGGCCAGGAAUGGGCAAGUUUUCAGCCAUAUUAGGGCUACAGAAGAAGUCUACCAAUGUCACCUUAGGGAGAGUCAUCAACAACAUGUCAGAUUUUUGAGAGAUGAUCAUCCUCCUUUCAUUCCGCCGCCUGCUCCCAAUUAUGGGCCUCCACCAGGUCUCCUCUCUAUCAAGCUGGGUAAAUUGCAAGGCUUUCAUCCGGAUAUAAUCAUUCAAAUAGAUGGUUCGUGGGAUAAAAGUACGGGGUUUGGAGGAGUAGGUUGGGUUGCAAUGCGACAAUCACGACCAUUUCGAAACAAAGGGGAGUUCUUGUUUGCUUCUUCUGCCCUUCACACCGAAGCACUAGCUUGCUUAUCAGCUAUCAAAUGGGUUCGCUCUAUGAACCUAGCAAAUGUUUUAAUAAUUACGGAUUCGGCGUUACUAGUAACUUUUCUGGGUUCUAAAGCUCGUGAGGACAUCACAAUUCACUACACUCUUGAUGCCAUUCGCACAGAGGCAGGAGAGCUACCAAGCUGUUCUUUGCUCAAGGUCAAUCGGGACCAAGUACAGAUGGCUCACGUGCUGGCGCUCAACUGUCGAAAGACCAGACUUUCAUUAGAGUAA